AGCUAUGUAGCUAAGCCAAUUGCAUUAGUAUUAUUAUUAUUAUUAUUAUUAUUAUCCUCAUCAUCAUUAAGCAGUGAACAUACCGGAAUUUCCGCAGGUCUGAAAUCUGCAGGGAGAGAUGUUUUGUUUCCGGCUGCGACUGUGGCUUCAGUCCGCCCGGGUCUGCACUGUUCACCAACAGAAUGCCCAUAAACUGGCUUCACUCCAGAAAGCCACAACACUUCCCCCAAAGAAAGUCCAAAGCUUACUUUACCCUUUUAGUGAGCUGGAGACUUACCUGGACAGGUCUGUGGACAGGACACAGUUCCAACUCUUUCAUCCCAGUGUGGAGGACAUGGUUAAAGCAGAAAAGCUCUUCUCCUCUUCACCUUCUCAUAAGAUUGAUUACUACAUCUCUGCAGAGAGGAUGGACCAUGUACCUGCACUGGAGCAGCCUGAGGUGUGUUUCAUCGGCAGAAGCAACGUGGGCAAGUCGUCUCUAAUCAAAGCUCUGUUCUCCUUGACUCCUGAGGUGGAAGUCAGAGUCUCCAAAACUCCAGGACACACAAAGAAGAUGAACUUCUUCAAAGUGGGAAGAGCUUUCACCAUUGUGGACAUGCCAGGCUAUGGGUACAGAGCCCCCAAAGACUUUGUAGAUAUGGUGGAGCCAUAUCUUAACAAAAGGAAAAAUCUGGUGAGGACGUUCCUGUUGGUCGAUGGUAGUGUUGGGAUUCAGAAGGCCGACCUGAUCGCCCUGGAGAUGUGUGAGGAAUUCAGACGUCCAUAUGUGAUGGUGGUGACCAAAAUGGACAAAUGCAGGCCCGGCACGCUGCUGACGAACUUACUUCAUCUUCAGAACGUGGUUAAAACACAAACCACAAGCUGCUUCCCACAGCCAUUUCUGGUCAGCUCUGUCCAGUUUUGGGGGAUCUACCUCCUGAGAUGCUUCGUUGCCCAUGUAACAGGGAACAUCAUGUUAACAGAAUCUUCUGAAAACUGACAAGAGGCUGGGACUUACCAUGCUCUUAUCACCUUCUCUUGAAUUUCUUCAUAAAGGCAGAGAUGAGUGUGACUCAAGAUUUGACAGCGACCUCUUUGUGGAUUUUAUUCGUCAGUGUUAUGUGUGAUUAAUAAUGGAAGACGUGGGGUGGAGGGGAGCUCUUGAGCGUAGGAACACCAUUAGUUGUCUACAUGUAGCUGAAGAUGUUUUUAUUUUCAAAUAAAAUAUCAAAUCCACUCGUGUUGUUUUGGCUGGUUUUAGAGGGAUACAUUAAAUCACUGCUUCCAGAAUGCAGACAGACACACACAGGUCUGCUACAUGUUUGUGGACACUUGAACAUUUCACCACUGUGGUUUCUAAACAUUUCAAAACCAUGGGCAUUAAUCUGCAGUGUCCAGAUGAGACCUGUCCACACAGACUCAGUGCUUU
Messenger RNA from Monopterus albus (swamp eel), 1408 nucleotides. RefSeq names its product GTP binding protein 8 (gene gtpbp8). Bases 119 to 979 code for a protein of 286 amino acids. Gene Ontology annotation, molecular function: GTP binding. The transcript has 8 exons. The record is from RefSeq and is a predicted model, not a curated record. Gene Ontology annotation, cellular component: mitochondrion. Lineage: Eukaryota; Metazoa; Chordata; Actinopteri; Synbranchiformes; Synbranchidae.